CCCCUCCUAUGGAAUAUACCCGGCCUAACUGUCCCCACUUGGCCACUCCCUGAUCUCUCUCCCGAAAUAGACGGCCCCACUGUGUUCAGCGGCCACUCUCUUCCGUUAUAAGUUUCUUUUUUACUCUGACCUUGUCACUCGUUUAUCUCUCCCGCUAUAAGCAUCCUGACAUUCUCGCCUUCCCACUCCCUAAUAUCUCUCUCGAAAUAGAUGGCCCCACUGUGUUCAGCGGCCACUCUCUUCCGCUAUAAGUUUCUGUUCUACACUGACCUUGUCACUCAUUUAUCUCUCCCGCUAGCAUCCUGACUACUCUCACGUUCCCAUUCCCUUAUCUCUCUCCCGAAAUGGAUGGCCCCACUGCGUUCAGUGGCCACUCUCUCCCGCUUCCUCACUGGCUCCUACUUUCUCUCCUCUACUUGAAAAUAUGCCGACCGAUGGAAACGCAUUUUCGGCUGUAUACCCUAUGCAUUCCUCUAUGUCUUCCAAAUAUGCCGAACGACAAAAUGCGUUUUCGGCUGUAUACUCCAUGCCUCUAUGCCUCUAUGCCUCUAUGCCCCUAUGCCCCUAUGCCCCUAUGCAUUCCUCUAUGUCUCCCAAAUAUGCCGACCGAUUUUCGGCUGUAUACUCUAUGCCUAUGCCUCCCUAUGCCCCUAUUCCUUCAUGCCUUCCAAAUAUGCCGACCGACAAAAAUGCGUUUUCGGCUGUAUCAUAUGUUCCCCUUUUUUUAAAUAUGCCGGCCAAUCGAAAUGCGUUUCCGGCUGUAUCUUCUCUUUCUCUUUCUCCUCCUGCUUUCCCCCUCCCCAGAGAUCAUCCCGUGCCUAAAUAUGCACCAUAUCAGAGUGCUGUAUGCCGUAUGCCUCUGUGCCAGGCCAUGCCCCGCCAAAUAUGCGUCACAUCAGAGCGCUGUAUAAUGCGAUGUGCAUGUUCCUGGAUCCCCAAUGCCGAACGUCAUGCCCUGCGGCGAAAUAUGCACCACAUCAGAGUGCUGUAUGUCGUCAGGAGUAUAGCCUAGGUGUUGUUAUGUAGCUCUCAGCGGGGACACUCGGAUAACGGGGAACAACCAACUUGAUAUUGUAACCGCACAGCGGUAUAAGUAGUUAAAGUAAUAACACGAAUAUCAGAC
Messenger RNA from Cantharellus anzutake, 1123 nucleotides. RefSeq lists its product as uncharacterized. The transcript has a single exon. The record is from RefSeq and is a predicted model, not a curated record. The coding region runs from base 425 to 1012 and encodes 195 amino acids. NCBI's taxonomy places the organism in Eukaryota, Fungi, Basidiomycota, Agaricomycetes, Cantharellales, Hydnaceae.